Penicillium odoratum is the source of this 2253-nucleotide messenger RNA. RefSeq names its product GMC family oxidoreductase. Lineage: Eukaryota; Fungi; Ascomycota; Eurotiomycetes; Eurotiales; Aspergillaceae. Gene Ontology annotation, molecular function: long-chain-alcohol oxidase activity; flavin adenine dinucleotide binding. The transcript is spliced from 2 exons. Bases 1 to 2253 code for a protein of 750 amino acids. The record is from RefSeq and is a predicted model, not a curated record.
AUGCCUACAAACUCAAUGACCGACUACGUACCGCAGGCGGUGCCUAUUCCUCAAGCUCCAGAUACCUCGUUCUGGUCUGAGUUACAAUGGAAGACUCUCUUUGCGAUCUGUGAUGCGAUUGUACCGUCUAUUCGGACUGCGCCCCAGUCCUUAAAUGACAAAGUCAUCUCGAAGAUUGAAUAUGAUGCGGCACUUGAUAAGCUCACAUCCCUGGUUUCGGGCCCAGAUGCGAAACAGGUUGCGGUUCAGUACCUGGAGGAGAAUGUUUCUACUAACCCCGCUUUUCGUGCUAUCGUGGAGCGGACCGUGGGUCAUUACGUGCACGACGAAGGCAGGAAUGGCCUUGGUUUAAUUUUGAACGCGUUGAAUACUCGGGCCGGCUCGCUGAUUCUAACUGGCUCCACAACCCCCCUCCAUCAGCAACCUGUUGCUUUCCGGGAGAAAGUAUUCCGGGGCUGGGACACUUCUCGGCUUUCUCCUCUGCGUAACACCUUCCGAGGCUUGACAGCAAUUGUGAAAAAGUCAUGGGUGUUGGCCAGUCCCAAUAUCGACAAAGUUCUCGGCUUUCCACGUGUGCCUGUUCAUGGAAAGCCUGCUGAUGGAUUCCCUCAUGAAUUCUUGCAGAUUCCGCCCGGUGAUGGCCCCGAGACAAUUGAAACUGAUAUCGUUAUCGUUGGCAGUGGCUGUGGUGGAGCAGUUACUGCGAAGAACCUCGCCGAGGCUGGGCUUCGAGUGCUUGUGGUUGAAAAGUCAUAUUCCUACCCAUCCAAGACAUUUCCCAUGACAGCAAAUGAAGCCUACGUGAAUAUGUUCGAGGCUGCAGGUGCCGUUGUCAGUGAUGACGGUGCGACGGUUGUCCUCGCGGGCUCGACAUGGGGUGGUGGCGGUACUGUUAAUUGGUCUGCCGCCUUACAGACUCAAGGUUAUGUUCGCCAGGAAUGGGCGGAUGGAGGUCUCCCACUCUUCACAUCUUGGGAUUUCCAGAGAAGCCUGGACCGUGUCUGCGACCGGAUGGGUGUCAAUACUGAGCAUGUUCGGCAUAAUGUUCAGAACAAUGUGAUUCUGGAGGGCGCACGAAAGCUAGGCUAUGCAGCUAAAACAGUUCCACAGAAUACCGGAAAUGCAGAGCAUUACUGUGGAUACUGCACUACGGGCUGUGCGGCCGCCGGCAAGAAAGGCCCAACAGAAACCUUUCUUGCAGAUGCUGCGAAGGCAGGCGCCACUUUCAUCGAGGGAUUCCGUGCUGACAAGGUCUUGUUCGACAAGAAGGGCGCAAAUCAGAAGGCCAUCGGUGUGGAAGGAACCUGGACGUCCCGAGAUCAGUAUCUCGGCCUUGGUGGAAGUGGUUCCACGCAAAGAAAGGUGAUUAUCAAGGCCAAGAAGGUUGUCGUUUCAUCUGGAACAUUGCAGAGCCCUCUUUUGCUGCUUCGAAGUGGUCUCAAGAACUCCCAGAUUGGUCGGAAUCUGCAUUUGCAUCCGGUCAUAGGCGCCGCUGCUCUUUUUGACGAGGAUACUCGCCCAUGGGAAGGCUCAGCAUUGACCACGGUGGUUAAUGAAUUCGAAGAUCUUGAUGGGCAUGGUCAUGGUGUUAAGCUCGAAUCAGCGUCAAUGCUGCCAUCUGUCUUUAUUCCUAUUUUCCCCUGGAAAGAAGGUCUGGAUUACAAGCUGGCUGCGGCCAAAAUGCGUCGUAGUACAAGCUUCAUCACAUUGACAAAAGACCGAGACAGCGGACGUGUAUACCCAGACCCGAAUGAUGGACGUGUCCGCAUCGACUACCAGGUCUCCAGCUUUGACCGACGGCAUAUCGUGGAAGGCUUAAUUGCUGCCGCCAAGAUUGCCUAUAUCUCUGGAGCUAAGGAAUUCGCCACCACCUAUCGCGAUAUUGAACCGUUUGUGCGGGAGGAUUCAUCAGACCAUGACUCCCCUGAGGGAACCAACAACGUUGCCUUGCAGAAAUGGAUCGCUGAGCUGCGUCGGAAAUCACCUCUAGACGCAGAGAAGGCACUUUUUGCCAGUGCUCACCAGAUGGGUACCUGCCGAAUGGGCAAGUCCCCUAAGACGAGCGUUGUGGACCCACAUUGCCAGGUCUGGGGUACUGAUGGAUUGUAUGUUGUGGAUGCAUCUGUGUUCCCUAGUGCCAGUGGUGUGAACCCAAUGGUUACGAAUAUGGCCAUUGCCGACUGGGCCAGUCGAAAUCUCGCCCGGCUCAUGAGCCAACCGCGAACUGAAACGAGCCGUCUGGCGCGUCUCUAG